Theobroma cacao (cacao) is the source of this 1462-nucleotide messenger RNA. It is a transcript of the gene PMD1, whose product is annotated as Tropomyosin-like protein. The record is from RefSeq and is a predicted model, not a curated record. NCBI's taxonomy places the organism in Eukaryota, Viridiplantae, Streptophyta, Magnoliopsida, Malvales, Malvaceae.
GUCCGUUUCUCCUGGAUUCCUCGAAUCUCCCUUCUUUUUCUUAUUAUUCUUUUUAUUCCUUCUGCUGAUUUCUGAACAAAAUAUCCGACCAACAAGAAAAAUAAAAAAGAAAGAAAGAAAGAAAGAAAAACCCUAAUCAAAUUAUCGGCAAAACAAAGCCAAGUUGAGUUUCAAGAAAAUGGCAGAUUCGACUAUCAUCAAUGGCGAAACGGAGAAUCAGACGGCGGAAAGCUUCUACGACGCUGAUGAAGCCAAAGUAACCGAACUGGCUAGCAAAAUCGAAGCUCUUGAGAGCGAGAAGCUGGAACUAAGCAACGAGAACAAAGAAGUGAAGGAAAAGAUCAAGAAACUGACACUAGAAAUUGAUCAACUACUAAUCAAGGAAGAAGAAAUGAGAGGAGAAAUGGAUCAGUGGGAGGAGGAUAAGAAGGCCCUAGAAUCCAUCACCUCGAGAGCGAUUGAUCUUGAAACCGAGGUUUCGAGGCUUCAACAUGAUCUGAUAACUUCGAUGAGUGAAGUAGAUGAGGCGAAUACGGAGGUCUUUGAGUUAAAGAGAGUAUUGGAAGAGAAAGGAUUGGUGAUUGAGAGAUUGGACAGGGAAAUUGAUGAGUUGAAGAAAGAGAAAGCUGAGAGUGAGAAAAAAAAGAGGGAAUUGGAGAGGAAUUUAGGGCUUUUAGAAGUGAGGGAAUCGGAGGAGAGGAGCAAGAAAGUUAGAAUCGAAGAGGAAAUGAGGGAAAAGAUCGAUGAGUUCAAGAAGCAAGUUGAACAGUUGGAAGCAGAGGUGGCGAAAACGAAGGGUGAAUUGAAAAGAAGUGAAGAAGCAAAAAGAGAAUCCGAGGAGAAGGCAAUGGGAUUGGAGUUGAAGAUGUUCGAAUUGAAGAAGGAGAUGGAGGAGAGGACCGGUGAGGGUAUUAACGGAAAGGCCAGGGAGGCUGAUGAGAGUGUGGGUUGUGAAGGGAAAGGGUUGAAUGUGCCGGUCGUGGCAGCAGCAUCGGCUGGGGCUACUGUUGUUGCGGUUGCUGUGGUCUAUCUUUGCUGUUGUAAGCGGUCGUGAAUGAUGACUGCUGGUUGAAGAUUAACGGGAGGGAUAAUCAGAGGUUAGGAGUUUAUCAUAGUUAUGAAUAUGGGUUCAAUUUUGAUAGGUGAAAUAAUCUGCUUGGAUUAUAUUUUUGUGCCUAUGAAUCUCUGUUAAUUUUGGCCUUGGUGUGGUGAAUGUUGUUUGCUUGCUAGUUGACAAUUUAAUUGCAAACACAAGUUUUUGAAGGAAUUUCCAUUGUGUGGCUCGACGCAAUGAAGUUACUCGGUGUAAUUUCUAUUAUUACUCCAUUUUCCUUUAACGUUGUGAUUUUCUUGUAAUGCGAAUUGCAUCCUUAAACUUUUUCGCUAAUUCAUUCAUGUGUACAACUUUCACAUCUUUGUUGUUAAUUGGUUUGUUUAGUUGUGUGAUUGUCACAAGGCUAAA